Vitrella brassicaformis is the source of this 1049-nucleotide messenger RNA. The record is from the annotation of a GenBank genome assembly. NCBI's taxonomy places the organism in Eukaryota, Vitrellaceae.
UCAGUGGAGGCGCUCUAUUCUCUUCUCCCGCUCCGCCGCCCGCUCCUCGAGUUGAAAGCGGAGCCGCUCCUGGAUCUCCGAGCGCUCCUGGAGCUCCAUUUCCCAGAAGCCCUUCCAAUUGUCCAGCUCCCUCGCGUAGGCCUCAAUGUCCUUCUGCCUGUCGACUCGGGGGAAUGGCCGGUAGCGGGACUCGUACGGCCCACCCUGACGAAAGAACGAAGAGACAGACACAGUAUGCAUGACUCGGCUGAACAGAAUACCUCCGACGGAUCGGAUCGGCGUACCGUACGUAUGUGGCUGACUGUGUUGGUGAGACUCACCUGGGCACCAUAGGCGUAGCGGUCAUCGUCCUUCUGUCGGCGAUUGGUGCGGCGAUUCAGCGGGGACUCUCGUGUCUCCUCUCGCACCGCUGACACAGACAGACAGACAGACGUGUCGAUGAUGUGCCAGUGAGUGACAGAGAAGGGCCAUGUGUGUCUCAUCCCACCACAUCCCUCCUCACCUCCAGCGGCCCGGCCCCCACCAAGCAACGAUCCCAAGCCCGAGAACAUGCCGCCGAACAAACCACCUGAUCCGUUGUCCUGACCAUUGUAGGUGUUGUGAGUGUCCGGUGGCGGCACGUAGCGGCCCACCGAACUGGCCGUCUCCUCCACCUGCAGGCCGGCAUGGUCGAUGGGCCUCUGCUGCUGCUGCUGCUGGUGUCGCGAGGCACCACGUGUCCUUUGGGGCCCGAGUGGCGUCUGUGUGGUCAUGACGCCGCACUGGUUGCCUCGGAACACCACCGGACCGGGUGUCUUCCUGACAAAGCUGGGAGCUGGGUCGGCGAGACGAGGACGGUGAGGCUCCUCGGGCCGCAAAUACGGGUAGGCGUAUUCUAAUGCGUAGGCUGCGGGCUGAAAGGUGAGAGAAAGCAGAGAGAGCAAUGCAUGGAUGUAUGGGUCGCUGCCUGAGGAGUGAGCCACUGACCUCAUAACGGUAGCUGGCCAUCAUCGCUGAAAACUCAGCUCGAAUCUGCAGUAGUAAAGGCUUCAACUUGAACUUUGAAGUUU